Molecule: messenger RNA, 1581 nt
Organism: Talaromyces atroroseus
Lineage: Eukaryota; Fungi; Ascomycota; Eurotiomycetes; Eurotiales; Trichocomaceae
Exons: 3
Coding region: 1-1581 (526 amino acids)
Biological process (GO): transmembrane transport; oligopeptide transport
Cellular component (GO): fungal-type vacuole; plasma membrane
Molecular function (GO): tripeptide transmembrane transporter activity; dipeptide transmembrane transporter activity
Source: RefSeq, a predicted model, not a curated record
AUGUCAAACGGGGAGCCCUCUGAACGCAGUCCACUUCUCUCCGCCAGGUCCAAUGGAGCGGCGGAUGAUGAAGGAUCCCCCCAGCCUGACGGCGGGUUAAGACGAAUCGCAGAUUCACUUCCACCCUCAGUCUGGCUCAUUGCGACGAUUGAGAUGUGCGAAAGGUUUGCCUAUUUCGGCAUCCUUGGACCCAUGCAGAACUAUAUUCAAAAUCCCCGGAAUGAUCCAUUGCGCCCGGGCGGAAUCGGACUUGGGCAGGCUUCUGCGACCAUGAUCAACCAGGGGUUUGUGCUGUGGUGUUAUAUUACUCCAAUAGUCGGCGCUGUCGUUGCAGAGCAGUAUGUUGGUAGAUUGAAAACUAUCAUUUAUUCCUCGUCCGUGUACCUCUGUGGAUUGGUCACUCUAUUUCUCUCCUCACUGUCCGCUGCACAGAACGUGGGAAUGUCAUUUGCUGGGUUGCUAGCGUCUUUAUUCUUGAUUGGCAUCGGCACGGGUGGUAUCAAGACCAAUGUCAACUCGUUGAUCGCAGAGCAAUACACUGGUCCCAAGGAAUUCAAACGCAGCUUAAAAUCCGGGGAAGAAGUCAUCGUCGAUAGAGAUCUAACGAUUCAGAGUAUAUUCACAACGUUUUUCAUAUUCAUUAACGUAGGGUCUUUUUCACCCCUAAUCAUAUCAGUAAUCGAGAAAGUAUACGGCUUUUCUGCAGCAUUCUCUCUACCAGCCAUAGUCUUUCUUGUUGGGUUUGUGAUCAUGCUUUCUAGCAAAGACAAUUAUAUUACCCGGGAACCUGAUAGCUCCAUAGUCUUCAACGCCUGCAAGGCAUUAUGGAUUGGUAUCAGGCACAAAGGUAACCUCGACUAUGCAAGACCAAGCUACCGGACAGAAGAAUCAGCUACCAGAAGGCUUCCAUGGGACGAUUCCUUCGUCGACGAUUUGCGAGGCGCUAUUGCUUCAUGCAAGAUUUUCAUCCUAUAUCCUAUCUACUGGGCAGCCUAUUUACAAUUUCUAACUAAUUUUAUCUCCCAAGCCGCAACCAUGGAGACACACGGAAUCCCUAAUGAUAUCAUGCCGAACAUAGACACUAUGACAGUCUUGAUCAUCCUUCCCAUUCUGGAUCGCGUUGUAUUUCCUUUCCUGCGCAGGUUGGGAAUCCCCGUUCGCCACGUCGAUAGAAUCACCAUGGGGUUCCUGGUAUGCGGCGCUUCAAUGCUCUAUGCCGCCUUUGUUCAACGCGCCAUUUACGCUGCCCCUCCUUGUUAUGACCACCCAAGGGCGCCGGAAUGCUUGGGCGGAAAUGUUCCUAAUCAGGUUUCUAUUUUCCUCCAGUCGCCUGCUUACGUGCUGAUUGCUGUCUCGGAGAUAUUAGCCUCUGUGUCAGGUAUCGAGUAUGCCUACGCGCAGGCUCCUGCGUCAAUGAAGUCGAUAAUCAUGGCUGUGUACUUGUCUGCCGGAUCGGCGGGUGCCUUGAUAGCCAUGACGGUUUCGCCGCUGACAGUCGAUCCGAAGUUGCCAUGGUUGUAUUUCACUCUGGGGUUGGAGAAUUUUCUAGCUGGUGCUUUUCUGUGGAUUGUCCCGAUGUAA